AUGGGAACUUCUUGUGGGUACCUGUUCACAUCCUGUGCCUUUCUGCUGACAGUGUCUUUGUGUCUCUGCGAACUGACCUGUCGCGAGGGUCACAGCGGACCUACCUAUGAAUCACUCAACGAUGUGUUUGACAAAAAGUCCUACAGACCGGCGGUGAACCUAAGCACUCCAACCAUCGCCAACAUCUCCUUCACUCUCUAUGCUGUGUUGGGUGUGAAUGAGAAAACUCAGAUCCUCACUACCUUCCUCUGGCUUAGACUGUAUUGGUUCCACGAGUUUCUCAUAUGGGAUCCUGAGAAAUGCGAUGGUGUCACUAAAAUCUCCCUGCCAGUGAAUGAACUCUGGACACCUGACAUCAUCAUCUAUGAAUUUGUGGACGAUGACGUCUCCCAAGCCUGCCCCUACGUGUAUGUCAAUCACACGGGACACAUCCGCUACGACCGCAUGCUCAGGCUCGUGAGUGCCUGCAACCUGGAGAUCUUCAGCUUCCCCUUCGACAUCCAGAACUGCACCUUCACCUUCGGUUCCUACAUGCACACAAUAAAGGAUGUGAGGGUCAGCCCGGCCCUGUCCUUUGCUGAGAUGUCGGGGAACUCUAAGCAGUACCUGGAGGCCAGUGGGGAGUGGGAGCUGGUGGUCAUCCUGGGAGAAGCGAGCAUCCUGCAGUUUGGAAUAGACGAGUGGGACAUCAUCACUUUCUGGGUGGUCAUUAAGAGACGGCCCAUGCUGUACGUGGUCAACCUCCUGAUCCCCAGCUCUUUCCUCAUGAUCAUCGACAUCUUGUCCUUCUACCUGCCGCCACACAGCGUGGACAGAGCCUCCUUUAAGAUGACACUCAUCCUGGGGUACACCGUCUUCCUGCUCAUCAUGAACGACCUGCUGCCCAGCACUGCAAACGGCACCCCCAUCAUAGGCAUCUACUUCUCUGUGUGUCUGGCCCUGAUGGUGAUCAGCCUGCUGGAGACGGUCGUCAUCACCAACGUGCUCCACACCAACUCCACAAAGUACCGCGACGUGCCCCACUGGGUGCGUGUGGUGGUCCUGGGCUUCAUCGCCCGGCUCAUCUGCUACAGGUGGCCCGAGGAAAUCACUUCUGUGGUCCAGGAGAAGCCGGACAACUCGGGGACCCGUGCCAUCCAGCCACCCGCCCAAUCAACACCGGCGCACCAAAGCCGAAACAUGUCUGGAGUGCUGCCGCUGGCUGUGCCGGAGCUCACUCAGAUCUGCCAGGACGUGAACGUGAUCCGCUCGCACAUCUCCGACCUGCAGAAGGCGAGCGAGAUGAUGGACCAAUGGUGCCACGUGGGGUACAUCCUGGACUUCCUGCUCUUCCGCAUCUACCUGAUGCUCAUCACCUGCUAUGCGGUAGUCAUCAUCUGCAUGUGGUGCAUAUGGAUCUACCAGUGA
Molecule: messenger RNA, 1407 nt
Organism: Clupea harengus (Atlantic herring)
Lineage: Eukaryota; Metazoa; Chordata; Actinopteri; Clupeiformes; Clupeidae
Product: 5-hydroxytryptamine receptor 3A-like
Biological process (GO): monoatomic ion transmembrane transport
Cellular component (GO): membrane
Molecular function (GO): transmembrane signaling receptor activity; extracellular ligand-gated monoatomic ion channel activity
Source: RefSeq, a predicted model, not a curated record